AUACAAUUGUUAGUACAUACAUAUGUAUGUGUGUGUAGCUGCAACCUUGACAACUCGUGUAGUAGUUUUGUAAGCGGGGUUUAGUGCAGAAGGUGAAGUGAAGAAACAAAAUAAUAAUAAUAGUGUGCACAUGUAAAACUACUCAAAUCGGAAUACACGCAUAAGUAUAUAAUCAAUGCCAUAUUUAAGCACACACACUCAUACAUUUACAAAACUGCAUCGUAUGUGACACAACUACCGUAAAUUGGUGACCGUACUGACGCCAUUUUGUAUUUACAUAUUUGGAACACUCAGUUGAAAUUAUUGUAAAUGGAACUUGGGAAAAAAAGGUAUAAGGGUGGUCGGACACCUUCAGUUAGGUCAAGUGAUAGGCGACGUCCUCAAAGUUUUUCAACAUCAUCUACACUGUCCCCGCGGGUUGUGUUAUCUCGUUUGGAAGCCAGAGAUUUUGAACGCCUUCGAUUAUCUUAUAAAGUUGCUAUUGACCAGAGGAGAUCUCGAAGCUGCCGUGGCAUGAACAUGGGUCAAAAAAUCAGUGGCGGUGUUAAAACAGUUAACCGUAAUGAUUCUCAAGCAACAUUCAAGCCAAUUAUACCAAGAGAACUGCAAGCCGAUUUCAUUAAGCCUGCUCGGAUUGAUAUUCUGCUUGAUAUGCCGCCAGCAAAUCGGGAAGUUCAAUUGAAACACUCGUGGAACUCGGAGGACAGAUCGCUAAACAUAUUUGUUAAAGAAGAUGAUAAAUUGACAUUUCACAGACAUCCCGUCGCACAAAGCACUGAUUGCAUUCGCGGUAAAAUUGGUCUCACAAAAGGACUGCACAUAUGGGAAAUAUAUUGGCCAACAAGGCAGAGGGGCACUCAUGCCGUUGUCGGUGUGGCAUCUGGCGAUGCACCGUUGCACUCUGUGGGAUACCAAAGUCUAGUAGGAUCUACUGAGCAGAGUUGGGGCUGGGACUUGGGCAGAAACAAAUUGUAUCACGACUCGAAGAAUUCGGCCGGUGUCACAUAUCCGGCAAUCUUGAAGAAUGACGAAGCAUUUUUGGUUCCCGACAAGUUUUUGGUGGCACUCGAUAUGGACGAGGGAACCUUGAGCUUCAUUGUUGACCAGCAAUAUCUUGGCAUUGCAUUCAAAGGCCUCAAAGGGAAAAAGCUAUAUCCUGUCGUCUCUGCCGUUUGGGGACACUGCGAGAUAACAAUGCGUUAUAUCGGCGGAUUAGAUCCUGAACCUUUGCCAUUAAUGGAUCUUUGCCGAAGGUCGAUUCGACAAAAAAUUGGUCGAGUAAAUUUGGAAGAACGUAUACAACAGCUUCAGCUUCCACAAUCUAUGAAAACCUAUUUAUUAUAUAAAAAUCGUAGAUAAUAUUUCUAAUGUGGGAUUAAAUAAGUUAUCAUUUUGCAUCUCUGCUGCAUGUGAUGGGGGAAGUUAAGGUAAAUAGUAUUAGUUUGUAAUAGUCUUUUAAUCAAUGUUAUUUUUUUUCGUCAAGGAAUAAUGUCAAAGUAUAUUAUUUUAACUGUACUUGAUAUUCGUUUUCCGAUUUGUAUUGUAAAUUAAGUCGAUAUGAUUAACAAAAUAUUUAAUAUACUCAUAAAUCAUUUGCUAAAUCGUGGAAGAAAUUAAACUUUUCUUCAAAUUAACAUUGAUAUACGCAUAAAUACAAAUUAAAUUAAAGAAAGAAAGAAAAAAAAACGACACAAACCUCGUGGUAUAUUCAAAAACAUCAAAUUUUGUACCAUAACAUUAGCUAUAGCAUCCAUUUUAAAUACGUUCUUAGUUUAGCAUUUAAUUUGUAUUGAGAGACGCGUGUUCAGAUUUAUAAUUUAGUUAAUUAUGAAAUAGCAAUGUACAUACAUACAUAUACAUACAUGGUAAAAAAAAUAAUAAUAAUUUCUUAAGGCAUUCUAUGUGUAAUAAUAAUUAUGUAUUCCUCAAUUGAUGAGAUGUCAGUCUAAAUCUUGGUUACUUUAGGUAUUCUUUGGAUGUGCAAAAUACGCAUGUACAUAUGUACUCAAUAGGGCGUUAAUAGUACACGGUCCUAAGGAUAAUUGAAUUGAAUAGGAAGAAGGAAACAGGAGUCUUUAAAUACAAAUAAUAAAGGUGCAAUAAUUUCAACAGCAAAAACAUCUUUUGUUUGCUAACAGAACUGAUUUGAAGGAAUCUCAAAGAACGCACUGUAUCAACAUUAAACAUAAUUUUCAUUUUGACGAUAACUGAAUUUAUUAAUACAACACAAACAGUAACAAAGCACAUCAGACAGCAGACAGCCAAGUGAACCAUAUAACUCUCAUUGCAGCCCAAUUCUAAUUGGCAUGCUGAUGGAAUGGCGAACUGUUAAUAAAGUGCUGGAAUCCAUUUACACACCACACUUACUACUACUAAACACAAUAUCGCAAAAUUGUAAAAUUAUAUUUAACUGUUUUUGUAUUAAGCUGAGGAAACUACUAGUAAACAAACCACAUGAGAAUAAUUAUUAAAUAUGCUUUAAGUAUUUGUUCGUUUAUAGACUCGUCACUCCCAUUGUAUUUGACAGGGAGCCCUAAUAUCCUAUUCUGGGGAUAUAUCAUGUAAGACCAUUUAUACAAUAUACAUACUUUCAGUCAAUAAUAUAAAUUUUUAUAAUUUUCAUGGACAGCUAAGUUUACUCCAACAUAUGUACUUAUAUUGCAUUUUAGAUGGUUUAUACAUAAGUUUAUUUUUAAAUUUGAUGACAUUUAAUAAAGACUUAAUUUCACUGAAAAAUUAUUAAAUACUUAAAA
This is a messenger RNA of Drosophila grimshawi, 2753 nucleotides long. It is a transcript of the gene gus, whose product is annotated as protein gustavus. The transcript has 3 exons. Bases 310 to 1359 code for a protein of 349 amino acids. Gene Ontology annotation, cellular component: SCF ubiquitin ligase complex. Gene Ontology annotation, molecular function: protein binding. The record is from RefSeq and is a predicted model, not a curated record. Gene Ontology annotation, biological process: proteasome-mediated ubiquitin-dependent protein catabolic process. NCBI's taxonomy places the organism in Eukaryota, Metazoa, Arthropoda, Insecta, Diptera, Drosophilidae.